This is a messenger RNA of Apis cerana (Asiatic honeybee), 1606 nucleotides long. RefSeq names its product smad nuclear interacting protein 1. Gene Ontology annotation, molecular function: protein binding. NCBI's taxonomy places the organism in Eukaryota, Metazoa, Arthropoda, Insecta, Hymenoptera, Apidae. The record is from RefSeq and is a predicted model, not a curated record.
ACGGUAUAUAGAUAUAUUUUAUUAUUUUAAGUUUGGUACGCAUAGUUGCGAGUACGCAUGUGUUUCGUUUGCCAUCAAUAAGGUAGUUAAUAUUUUUAUAAAACAUUGAAAUCUAAAGUCUUAAUAUUAAUAUAAUAUCUUAAUAUUAACUGAAAAACGUUAUCUUGCUCUCGUAUCGUUUUAUAUCAAAAUGUUAAAAGUGAUUUGAAAGUAUUCUGUUAAAGGAAUUAUAUUAUAUUGAAUAUAAAAAUGUCGAGCAGCAGUUCUGAGAGUAGUGACGAUAGUCGUCAUGAAAAAUCUAGGAAAAGAUAUAAACAUAAAUAUCCUAACCAAGAAAGACGAUCGAACAGAAAGGAAUUGUGCAACAAGAAUAAAAGUUACAGAGAUAGGAGAGAAGGUAGGGACGUUCACAAAUUUAGCAGAGAAGUAAGAAGAGAAAAUAAUGAUAUACAUCGUGAUAGAUCACAAGGCGAACGGGAUAGAACAUAUAGGGAUAGUCGACAUGAUCAUCCAAGGAGGGAAGAUGAUAGACAAUAUGAUAGAAGAAGAUAUGAUAGAUCACCUUUAAGAAGAGAAGAAUCUCGUCCAAGACAUAGAGAUUAUGAGGAGAAAACUAAAAAGCACAGAGAAUCAAUGGAAUAUACUAAGAAACAUGACAAUGUAAAUAAAGAAACAAGAAAUAAUUUUGAAGAGGUAAAGGUAAAAAAAGAACCUUCGCCGGAAUGGGGUAAACCUAUUGUUAAAACAGAACUUAAACCAAAGCCACAAGAAAAAGAGAAACCAAAUUUUGAAUUAUCUGGAAAAUUAACAGAAGACAGAAAUACUGUUAAUGGUGUAGUAAUUAAAUAUUCUGAACCUCCAGAUUCAAGAAAACCAAAACGUAGAUGGAGAUUAUAUCCUUUCAAAGGAGAAAAGGCAUUGCCUACAUUAUAUGUACAUAGGCAAUCAGCUUACCUUAUGGGAAGAGACCGUAAAGUUGCUGACAUUCCUUUAGAUCAUCCUUCAUGUUCUAAACAGCAUGCUGUUUUACAAUAUCGUUUAGUAUCUUUUCAAAAAGAAGGUGGUGGUGAAGGAAGAAGAGUUCGUCCUUACCUUAUAGAUCUAGAAUCUGCAAAUGGUACAUUUGUAAAUAAUGUAAAAUUGGAACCAAGAAGAUAUCAUGAAUUAUUAGAAAGAGAUGUAGUACGAUUUGGAUUUAGUUCUAGGGAAUAUGUUUUAUUACAUGAACAUAGUAAAGAUGAUUCAUUAGACGAUGAUGUUCCCCUAACAACUACAAAUGCGACUACUGUUACUACUACUGCAUAGGAUUUUACUUGUAAAAUAUUUAAGAACUUAUAAAAUAUUUUAAAUAUAUUAUCUGAAUAUAUAAUUUACUUAUUAGGACAAAUUGUAAGGCUAAGUUAUGAUUGUCUUUAAGUAAAAAAACUUACUAUAAAAAAAUUAAUCAAUUCUUACAUAAAGUAUUAAUAACAAUAUAAUAUUUGUUUUAUGAAAUUUUUUUUUAACAAAAAAAAUUGUCAACACACAAAUAUCACAUUUUAUCUAAUCAGGAACAAAAAUUGAUUGUAAAAAAUAAUUUUUGAAAUACAUGAAAUUUAUUCAUUUA